AUGGCAUCUUCAACUGCUAUUCGAGAACUGGAGCACGAUUUUGAGAACAAAGCCAAUGAUCUUAGCAAACUCCAAAAGAACCCUAACGUGGGGUCAAUAUUAACAACAGAUAUUGCAAAGAAUCACUUGGUCAAGAAAAAGCAUACUGUCCAACGUGGCGAAAACGAGCUCGCACUCAAGGAGUUGGAUUUAGUAAAUGAAGGUGCCAAUGUUUACAAGUUGAAUGUUCCUGUUCUUGUGAAGCAGGACUGGGCAGAGGCCGAUGCCAAUGUUCCGAAGAGAAUUGAUUCUAUCUCUCUUGAGCUGAAGAGACUUGAUGUAACUGUUCAGGACUUGGAAGCGAAGCAAAAUAGCAAGAAUGAUGAGGUUUGUCUCCUUUGUUUUUCACCUGUUUUUAGUUGGAAUGAUGUGUCUGUUGCUUUUCUGGCCUACUCUUUGGAUUCUGAUCAACUAUGAUAAUGUAGAUCUUAAAUAUUAUUUUGUGUUGGUGUUAGUUUCUUUCUUUUUUCACCUGUUUUUAGUUAUGCUUGAAUGAUGUGUCUGUUGCUUUCCUGGCCUACUAUGUGGAAUCAACUAUGAUAGCGUAGAUCUUAAAUUUAUUUUGUGUUGAUAAUUGAAUGGGAUGUAUUGUUUGACCUUUUCAUAUCUGUCAAUUGUAUUAUAUUCACAUUAGGCUGUGCUUCUUUAUUGGAAAGAAAUUUAGGGAGUGUAAGAAUAAAGCACAAAAAGGUACAUUGUGUUUUCGCCUACUUUUAAGUUUGGGUAUUUGGAUUGUUUCUUGACAACUACCCUGUGUGCAAGAAGGGGAUAAAUCCCUUAAACACAAUUUAAUUUGGGCUGACAUAGCAACAUUUUGAAUAACUAGUUCGUUGAUAGCUUUAAGGUUUUCUUUCCUUCUUCUGGCUAAUGGAGCAAAACUCAUGGCUGUCUAUCUGGAAAGACAGUGGCCCAAACUUGAAAAUGCAGUAUCACAAUGGUAACUUUUUGUUCUUUGUCCUACUGUUUAAGAUUUUUUGUCUUCUCGUUUUAUUUGGCCAAGGUAUUCAGAAAUAGAAAAGCUGGAGGUAUUGAAACGGUGGAUCCUACUUUCACCCUUUUCACCAUGCAUUGUCAACACUCAUUGUGAGCAUGCAUUUCACAUGUCAACUAAAUACCAAUCUAAACACACAUUAUUUACUUUGAACCUCUAUGCUCUGUGAUCGUGACUAGGGCCUGGCAGGCUGGCACCUUCUUUACUUUAUCACCAACACUGCCUCAAGUUGGUGACUGGGGCGAGCAUUCGGUCAAUUCAAUUUAAAAUUGAAUCGAAUAAACUGAAAAAUAAAAUUGAAGUAUUUAUAAAAACUAAAUUGAACUGAAGUAGGGGAUAAAUCAAUUUAAAUCAAACCGGUCUAAUGGUUCGAUUUGGAUCGGUUGGACUUUUUAAUGAGUUUUUUUUUUUUUUUAGACAUUAUUUUCAGUAUUUUAAGAUUCAAUUGAAAUAUUUCAACCUUUGUUAGGGUUUGAUCUCCCUAUAUUAUCAAAACAACACAGUUUUGUUAACAAAUUGGUUCAGUUCUGUUUCUUUAAUUUUUUUCUGACCAAAACCAUACUGCACUGAAAUAACUGAAUUUUUUGAAAUUUAAAACCAAAUUGAGUCGAAUUUUUGAAUUGAUUCGGUUCAGUUAGUUAUUUUAGUUUAAACCGAAUACUGCUCGCUCGUACCUAUGCAUGAGUUUCGUCCCCCAUUCCCCUACUCUUCUUCAAUAUACACUGACAUGCACACAAACUUGUUUGAGUUAGAAUUGUUGUAGUAUUAUUGGCAUACUGAUGGAAAGGUUGCCGGUUGUGGUCUACUUCAUUUGGCUGAUUGCUCCUUUUAGUUGUGUAUUUCGUAAAAUGAAUUUAGAUUUUAAAAGAUUUUGUGGUCGUUGAAAAUUUUAUGGUCGUUUAAGAUUUUAUGGUCGUUGAAAAUUUUAUUUGUGAGAUUUUUCUGUUGUUGCAGAUUUGAUAUUUAAAUCUAAUAUUAAAUCUGACCGUUAUGAUUUGAUUAUAUUAUUCAAGAUUUUUAUAACAGUUUAUAACGAUUAUUUUUUUCACUAUAAAUAGCCUGCAUUUUCAUAAAAAAAAAACACUUUCAUUUUCUAUUUUAUUUAUUUCCUUCACUAUUUUUUCUGCUGAGUUAUAAAUUAAAAAUAAAUUCUUAUUGUUCUAAUUCUGAAAAUUAAAAUUCUAGAAGAACCUGUUUUAUUUUAGGGAUUGCAAAAUAAAUUUUGAAGGACAGUAUCCAAUACGACUCAAGUUUUAUUAUUUUAUCAUAUUUUUUCAACAAUUUUAAAGAUUUAUUAUUUCAAUGAGGGGGAAGAAAUACGGUAGCUAUGAAUAGAGAGAUUGAAACGAAGAAAAUCACGGUAAGCCAAAACGUGAGACAAGGAUCCAAACAUCAAAUAUUGAAAGACUAAAGCAAUCAUAAUUAUUAAGGUGAAAUGUGAAAGUGGAUAUUACUUUUUAAAAUUCCUAUUAAGGUCAGAUCUUUACUUUUUAAUUUUUGUUUAUUUUGAUUCUUUAUUUCUAUGGCUUUAUGGCUUUAUUAAUUCUUUACUUCUAUGGCUUUAGUUAUUUUUAAUUUAAAAAAUGUUGUAGAAAGAGUGGCAUAAUUUACCUGUAAAACUUUCUAGUAAUUAUUCAUAUGAUUCUAUGAAACUUGAGUGUAGUGAUAUUUAGAUAAAUUCAUUUUUUUUAAUAACUUUGUAAUGAUUAUCGAAAUUCACUCAAUUAACUUUGUAAUUAAUUGGUUUUCAUUAUUUAAAUUGGGGUUGUAUAUUGACAUGAACAUGUCAGAAUUUCACUUCAUCAUGAUUUGAAAUAGAAAUGCUUGAAAUAAUAGCUGACAAACUGGGUAAAUGUUGUUUGAAUAUAAGAAGCAUUAAGCAGGGUUCUACUAUUGAAGUGGUUGCCAAAUAUACUGUAAUGUCAAAAUUGAGAAGAUAAAUGACGAUGAUUUAUAACAGUUUAUAACGGUUAUUUUUAUAACAGUUUAUAAUGGUUAUUUUUAUAACAGUUUAUAAUGGUUAUUUUUUCACUGAAAAUAGUCUGCAUUUUCAUAAAGAAAAACACUUCCAUUUUCUAUUUUAUUCGUUCCCUUCUCAAUGCUUUCUGUUGGAUUAUAAAUUAUAGAUAAAUUUUUGUUGUUCUGAUCUUGAAAAUUAAAAUUUCAGAAGAACCUAUUUUAUUCUGCUGGAUUUCAAGAUAAAUCUUUAAAAACAGUGUCCAACACAACUUCAAUUUUAUUAUUCUAUCCUAUUUUUUCAACAUUUAUUACUUAUAAUACCUAGUACUUCUUUGGCAAGUUAUUCUCCCCACUGAACCUAAGGGUGCUGAGCUGCUGAUCGGGCUUAUAUCUAGGAUAAAUUGAGCUGCUUUAUGGUAUAUGUGAAAAAGAUUUGUGCAAAUCACUUUUGCUUAUGCCUCUUGGAUGAUUUAUAUUUUGGCAGGAUAUGGAGAUUGAUGCUCCAAUUACCUGUAGAUAAGCUUUGACAAGUCCACAAGGAAGCGUUGUGGUGUUUGAGUUUAUUAUUAUUGUCUAAUUUACUAGUAUAAAUUAUAAACUAGUUUGUUUCAAAAAUAUUGUCUAAUCUCAAACUUGCCUUUUCAAAAACUGAACUACCAGCUGCCAGACAUCUUUUAGGGUUUGUCUGGCAUUCCUAUUAGCACUGUUCAAAAAGAAACUUUUGUUAAUAUAUUAGUUAAGAGUAUUAAAAAUUGAUUAAAGAAUACUAAAUUAGGAGUGUGUAGUUUUUGGUUUAAACGGAAAAACUGAACCAAACUGACUGGUUCUGUUUCAUGGCUUAAACAAUUUGGUUUGGUUAGUAACUUUUAUAAGUUUUAGUUUAUUGGUUCAGUUCGGUAAUUCUGUGAAAAAAUUGAACCUAUUGAACCUUAAAACACUAUCUUUUUGCUACAUGCAUAUAUACCUUGUUGCCAUAUUUUACUUGUCCACAACCCACAGAUCAGCAACCCUCAAACCCAUUAAGCUUCUUCUUCUUCCCCACUUUUCUCUAUCUCUCUCAUGCAUCCCUCCUCAAGCACACAAUGGGUUUGGAACUGGUUUGGAUAUUAAAUUAAUUAAACAGAUUUAGAUAGAAUAAUUUUUGCGAAUACCCUACUCGCUAUCAUUCCUAUUUCCUACCAAAGAGACUAAGGAUGUUGGUUUAUACAUGUGCAUGUGUGUAUAUAUAUAUAUACAUACAUAUUUUAUCUAAAAUUAUUUGGGUUAAAAUUAUAAACUUUUUCAUAAAUUUAGAAAAGGAGCUGAGUUACAAAUUUAUCCUUGGUUCUUGAGAGAGCACAUGAAACGAAAUCCAACUGUUUAUGAUCAAGUCUAACGAUAUAGCUGGUGAGUAUUGCGGUAUAAUUGCUAUUUUUGUAGUUAUUUUUCUUGAAUUUGGUAUCUGCAAUUUAAGUAUAAAAUCCCUGGCAAAAUAUUUUAUUGGAGUGGUGAAUAUCUGUAGGCUUCACUAUGGUAGAAAUGGAAAAUUGGUGUGUGAUUAAAACUCAGGAAAGAAACAGAAUCUUGUGCUGAAUACUGUAAAACCCGCCAGUUGGUCUUUUUUUAAGAAGAAAAAAAAUUGAAUUGAGCUAUAGCUAAAACUUCUCUUCAUUCCCACAUAAAUGUGUUUUAGCUCUGUAAAUCUGCAGAAUCCAGUGUACUACGUUUUGGAGUAGUAAUAGGUACUUGCAGACCACUUCCUUGCUAUUACAUCUGUCUGGUGCUUCGUGUAUUAACUUUGCAAUUACAUGGCAAUGCUGCGGUUGUACCUUUCUCUUUUCAAGCGGCUAUUUCUUUUUAUGGCAUAGUGAAUGUGAUUGAUGAUAGAUUGUUAAUUAGAAUUAGGCUGUAUGCAUACAGAUCAUUAAAUUUUUGCACUAGAUUGUGGCUGUCAAACAUUGAAAUGGGUGGUGUUUUCUUUUGCUAUCUUUAUUAUCAGAUGACUUGUAUUUCAUCAUUGGCUUGCAGGAUGUGCUAGUCUACUAUUAAUUCUAGUAGUGUGAAGAUGGCGAGGUCUUGAAACAUGUGUUAUUAGCUUUAUCGACAACAGUAGUAUUCAACCCUCAAAGGUGGCAGAUCUAGGGAGGAAAGCACAUGACAGUUCAAGUUUAUAGGUGUGAUAGUGUGAACAUAAUUAGAAUAGAUUGCAAAUUAUAAAGUUAAUUGAUACUAAUUGAUAGAUAGAUUUUUAUGAGAAUGAUUUGUUACCUUAACAAUGUCUUAUAAUCUGUAUAUAAACACUCUUGUUCAAUAGAGAAAACGACAACCAUUUCCUACAAAUCUAGUUUGUUACAAUGGAAUAAGUUCAAUAAAGAUUAAGUAUGUCUCGUUGGUUGUGGUUUCUCUUUCAGUGCACUGGCAGUACUUACUAUUUAUUUUCAAAGAAUUAGUUAACAGAAUCAGAAAGAGACAGAGGGAGGAGGGAUUAAGUUCAAGGCAUUUCUCACGGAGAGUGGGGUUAGGCUGUUAGAAAGGAGGUUCCAGACUUGAAUCAAUUGCAAAGCUAUGUGGACAGGAUGAAGCAUGUUGGUGAUUUACUAAAUGUCUCUAUAAGCAAGUAUGGUGAUCUUUUGAUCACACUUGGUGCUGAAUUCUGGAAAUUGUUGGUUAUUGGAGACAAAGCUCAAGCGCCACCGGAGGAUCAAAAUUUAAGUGCUCAGUCUCGGUCACAGAGCGCAAUUUUAACGGGAGAUGCUCGGUCUAUCCAAGUAAGUGCAAGGCAUUUUUCCAAGAGUCUUCAAUGUCAUCUGGCUAAACCAGACUUUGGUUUCUAUGGAAUUGUUCCUCCAGGUGGCUUGCUGACAGUAAUAUUUCAAUUCUUCAUUCCUGGAACUCGUCAAACAGAUAAAUCUAUCAGUCUACACUGCAGGAUCGAACUGAAGAAAGAUUUGAUCACCAAUAUGCUUUGUCUAGCUUUGGAGUGUGAUGACAUGAGCAGUCGAAAAUGUCAAAUUUGCAAAAGCAGCCACCUAUGCAAACAUUACAGUCCAGAAAUGAUUUCUAGGACUAAACCGAAGUAGAGUUGUUUUGUUAUUAUUAUCUAAAAUCUUGCCAUGUUCAAUAAUCUGAGGAAGGAUAAUCUUUUUAAAGUGACAAUGUUGUAUAACGUGUCAACCUGAAUUCAUAUAAAUUUUCAAAGUAUGUCCAUUGAGCAAAAUGUAUGAUUCUUUCUAAACUGCC
This is a messenger RNA of Manihot esculenta (cassava), 6208 nucleotides long. RefSeq names its product probable prefoldin subunit 6. The transcript is spliced from 4 exons. NCBI's taxonomy places the organism in Eukaryota, Viridiplantae, Streptophyta, Magnoliopsida, Malpighiales, Euphorbiaceae. Gene Ontology annotation, molecular function: protein-folding chaperone binding. Bases 1 to 456 code for a protein of 151 amino acids. Gene Ontology annotation, cellular component: prefoldin complex; cytoplasm. The record is from RefSeq and is a predicted model, not a curated record. Gene Ontology annotation, biological process: protein folding; chaperone-mediated protein complex assembly.